Aspergillus bombycis is the source of this 1878-nucleotide messenger RNA. RefSeq lists its product as uncharacterized. The transcript has 4 exons. Lineage: Eukaryota; Fungi; Ascomycota; Eurotiomycetes; Eurotiales; Aspergillaceae. The record is from RefSeq and is a predicted model, not a curated record. Gene Ontology annotation, biological process: RNA processing. Bases 1 to 1878 code for a protein of 625 amino acids. Gene Ontology annotation, molecular function: ribonuclease III activity.
AUGGCGUCUCUCGAUCAGGUUCAAGCAGUGGAGUCCAUCAUUCAACACAGUUUCAACAACAAAGUCUACCCUCGUCAAGCCCUGACUGCUGCAGGUGUGGAAAAUGACAAUCAUGAGGGUAAUAGACAGCUAGCACAGGUUGGUGCCUCCUGGGUUGACACGGUACUCAACAUAGUUUUCAUGCGCUUGGGUAUAAGCAAAGAGCACAAGGCAAAGCUGAGACUGGAGCUUACGAAGAAGGACCACCUUGUUCUUGCUGCUAAGCGAAGUGGGAUCAGCAAGUGUAUCAAGUACUCUUGCCGAUCGGGGUUCGAAUCAACGGCGGUGCUCCGCAAUACAAUAAAUGCAAUCGUUGCAGCUGUCCUUCUCGAUACUAACGGGAGUAUUCCGGUGACACUAUUUGUUCUGUCGCGCAUCUUCGUGACGCCUGAUACCCAAUAUCUCGAAGCUGGCUCAGAGACAAUUGUGGAAGCUGUAUCUGCUGUCAGGGCCGCUGCCCUGACUGCAAGAAUCGAUUUUUCUGGUGUACUGACGCCCCCGGCCAUCGAAUCUUUACCAAUUGAUCUAUCAUCACAAACUAUGGUCGAUCCAGAACAGCGUCCAAUGUUUAUUCUUCCUAUUCAUAGCAGCCCGUAUACCCCGGUUCCUCCAUUGUUUGGUUGCGACGAUCCUUUUGCGACGAUCGUUCCUACCCUAGGCAUCACAAGUGAACCCAAUAUCUUACCCAACUUCCACCAGCAGCCUGAAUACCCAGAUCAUGUCUUCCAGAUAAACCCUCUCCUUGGUGGUAUCACAGUUGAAGAGCAGCCAAGUGUUAGUAUUGACCCCCCGAGUGGACCUGAAUACGCUACAUUUCCAGUACCACCUGUCAUCCCAUACGAAGCGCCGAGCUCAAGUACCACUAAGCCUAAGAGGCCUAGUGAAACCGAGAGAAACGACAAACAAAAGAGGAAGCGUGUAAAAAGUACACAACUCCUUCGUCUUGACCCUGAGCUCAAAGAUUUCCUGGCCAACGAGAAGACGAAAUGCGAACAGCAAGGCUUGCGGCCUCCAGAGGUCACAUACUGUACACCUGAGAUUCAGGAACAGUUGAUGAAUCCGGAGAAGAAGUUGUGUGAGGCUUUCAUACGUCUGGUAAUAAAUAUUGCAAGUCCCCAUACAAUACUUGCGCUAGGUCGGGUGAUACAAAGGGCAAGAAAGAAUGACAGUUUUCGAUCAUGUUGUCUACGAGACACUAUCCCGAGCCAUAGGUUCCGUUUGAUUGAGCGCCUAGAGCAAGAGGCUGGCAUUAUUCAGAUUAUGAGUUGGUACCAUAUUCUUGAACUGUUCCGAGAUUGUGGUGGUCAUAAUACUGUCUCUAGUACUGGCUAUGUUCAUUGCACAGCGGACACGUUCCAGAAGCCUGGGAGGAUUAUGGGAAAUCCGAGAAAUAUGGACGAGCAUAAAGUCGCCCAAACCAUGAUGGCGGAAAUCUUUCCAGAUUUGAAACCGGAUACAGAGGAUUAUCAAAGCCAACUAAAACGAUUCAACCGGCUACGGAAAGUCGGCAAGCGUCUUCACAUAUUGACAGAGACCUUCGGCCAGGGAAUUCUCGGACUCAUUCUGGACAACACUUCAGAUGGUCGGCUUGAUCGCUAUAUGUCAGAUAUCAUGUUCUGGAAGCCCACGGAAGAAGAGUUCCGUCUCUUUAUCCGACUUCUCAACAAGUCGCAAGGCGAGCUUCUCCGUCGGUUCAGUAAGCCCGCUUGGGCCAUUCUAGAGCCCGUUCUCUACGGUAGGCUGGCGGAAAUGGGGAUAUUUCACAUAGAGCAAAUGUGCCCCAACGAGAUUUUAAAGUAUCCCAAGGGCGCUCCGGGGCUAUUGGCUUGUAUUCAAUGA